This is a messenger RNA of Symbiodinium pilosum, 1227 nucleotides long. The record is from the annotation of a GenBank genome assembly. Lineage: Eukaryota; Dinophyceae; Suessiales; Symbiodiniaceae.
AUGAAGUCCACCGCUCUCGCGCUCGCAGCGCAGCUGCAUCUUCCAAAGGAGGACCGGCUCUCUCAGGGCCACCACCGUGACAGCGCAAAGCUGUAUAGCCGCAACGACACCUUCACAAGCCUCUUCGUGCAACGCCACAUAGGCUCUCAGGUGGCCCAGGGCUGGCGACCACAACGCUCUAUGGCCCGCCAGUCCCAGAACCCCCCUCGCAGUCUCCUCGCAAGCCCUUGGCGCAUCUUUACCUCCAGACAUGAAGCAUUGCGUGCAGGCCUCUCCCAGUCGCAGCCCGAGUCAGAGCCAGUGCAGUCGGAGUCACCUCUGGUGGUCACGGGGUCAGACUCGGAGCCAGAAGAGGUAGAACGCUUCGCCCAAACAGCCCCAGACACGGACAGCGAUGCAGAGGAGCAAGAUCAAGCAUCGCAAGAGGACACGCGUCUGCGUAUGUCUGCAGUGGUCCCUGGGGAAGCAUGCAUGUCCCCACGCCUGACUCCCUGCAAGCAUACCUCCUUGCGCUUCCAAAUUUGGGUUCGCUCGCAGUGUGCAAGCUCAAGGCUAGUUGUGGAGCACGACUCGGUGCUGCUGCCUUCGUGGCUGUUUGCAAAGAACCAGUUUCACUUUGUAGACGCAAAGCGUGCAUCCUUGCUCGCAACCAAGGCACAUAAAAACUCCGUGAUUUCUCUCCGAGCUCUUCCUCGAGUGCCCACUGUUGCAUCUGCGCUGCAGCCUACGUUGUGCGCACUGUCUCUUCUGAGCUCGGCUCUUAAAGACACAGGCUUGUCCAGCAUCUCCGACUUCGCAUACGCCUACCUUGACCAGACAGACCUGUCGGAUUUCAUAAGCAAGCAAAGCCCCAGCCUUUGGGAGCAACUGCAGGUUUCAGACCCCGAGCACUGCCCGGCCGUGGCACGUCUUCGCAGGGCCCUCGACAUGAGUCAAAGCAUUACCCGCGCGCAGGAUGCGUGCCCGCCUAGCACAGCACCUGCACCCAGCAACAGCACUGCCAUCGCAACAAACGUUUGGGCAGAGCACGCCCCGCCUCGGCUUGACACUGAGGCAGUGCAACGCCUGCAGGCAAGCUUUAAGGCAAACUAUCCGGGGGAACACCUGGAUAGUGACAGCACGCCAAGCAUCCGCUUGCUCAGUUUGGAGGCGAGCGAGAGGCGUCCUUUGGAGUCUGCUGGCAUCUCGCGUCCUCUGCCUGCCGACGUUCCUCCAGCAAGCCAGCCG